GCUGCUGCGAGAAGAGCUCGUCGAAGAGGAAGAGACCGCACAGGCCUUGCAGUUGCCGAUGAAAGGUACCAGAGGUCAUGCCAGCCGCUGGGACCGCCUCUCCGUUCGAUGGCAUCGUCUGCAGUCAUCGCUGGAGGAGUUGGCGACCGAAGCGCAACAGACCUUACGUCGCUUGCCGAGCCUCGCUGGCUCCGACAUCCUCAAGCGCAUCUGGGCUUUGUUGGAGAUCAGCAGAACGGCUGGCCGUGGGAGCGCCGGAACCAGGACCCCGGCGCCAUUUGCGGUCUGCGAGGGGUCUCCAGAGCUCCGCAGCGUGUCCGAGGGCAUCGAAGGCUUGGCCUUCCCGAACAGGUGA
Molecule: messenger RNA, 355 nt
Organism: Symbiodinium sp. CCMP2456
Lineage: Eukaryota; Dinophyceae; Suessiales; Symbiodiniaceae
Source: the annotation of a GenBank genome assembly